AACGGUCUGGGAAACAGGUGUAACGUCCGGAUAAAAGAUGUCGACCUUAGGAAUGUCCUGCUACGAGGAUGGAUUUCGAUUGGGCGGGCCGCCGUCCGAGUGCUCUCUCAGGAGUAAGGCGCAGAUCGACGCAUUGUUCGAGGACUCCAGAUCGAUCUGCAGUUCCGCACUGGGAGGGUGGUACGCCGGAUUGUCUACCGUGAUCCCGACUAGUCCCGACGACAUAGGUGCCGAGGAGCAGAAGAGGGUGAAUAGCGCCGUCCAGGCGCGCAUCGAGGCGAUGUUCGCCUCGGUGGAGGCCGAAAGUGGAACGCCCGGUGAAUGUGCCGCCGCUAUCUUGCCGGUAAAAUACAUGGGAGCUGCUCCGGUUGGUGGGCGCGUGGCCAGCGUGCGUGGUCUUCAGGAGCCUCUUCGUCAGCUGUUGGAGCGCAUGGAAGGUUGCAUAAGGGCUGAGCUGGAGGUUUCCCGACGCGGACUGACGUUCCGCACCAGCGACAUUUGCGAAAAGAACAAUCCUUUCCGCAGAAUAGCGGUAUGGAGCGCCCUGAGGCUUCGAUGCAAGAGAGUGCCAUCGGGUGAUUUGCAUCACGCCUUCCUGCCUUUAGUCGGUGAUCAGGAUCAGGGACAGACCAUGGAAGACAGACACGCUGAUCUCUACAGGACAAUGCGCGGCUUGAGAAGCGAAGUGGACUUCUAUCCUCCGAUCUUCGCCGUGGUGAUGCGCCGGCCCGGGGCUGCCAGGCUCUUGGAAUGCCACGCGUUCGCCUGCGCGUCCGAGGAGGACGCUGUGGCGGCCGCGGCGACGUUAUAUCGCGCCCUUCUCGCCGACCUGGACGCGAAUCGCCGGCGACCCCGUCACAUGAACGGCGUCGGCUGCAUCAGUCUGGCGUCCGUCGUCUCCAGCGUCCGAGAGCCUAGUCUGAGCAGUAAAAUGGGAUGUUUGCUACCUCCACCGCCAAGACCGAUCGCGCCGCACCCUGUCAGGCCGCCCAGGACCAAAAAGACGUCCGUCAGCAGUUCCCUGACGGAGGAAGAGGGCCCGAAGCCGAGUUUGCAAAAAGUACCUCGCAGGAAGAAGAAGAACUCCGACGUGAAGGCGGAGGACAUCCUCGAAGCACGUGGCAGAAAGUCAAGAGACAUCGUCAAGACGGAGAAAAGCAAUUUCGGGCAAAGUAAUCGGGACAUCAUGCUGUCCAGGGACGAGGAAUUGCAGAAUUCCAGGAACAAGAUGUUCUCCGCGAAGGACCAGAACUCUCUGCGCAUACUGAUCGAGUCCAACUCGAAAAUCGAGAAGAUAUACAGUGUCCGGGACAACGAGGCGAACGGGAUUUACGAGAGGCGGUCGAACAAAUACGAGAAGGUAUACAAGCAGAGCAUGCCGAAGAAGGAGAAGGAACUGAAGGCCGAUCUGAAGGACGACGUUUACGAGAGAAAUUACGGAUCGUACGAUAUGAAUCGAACGAACGUUGAGAGCUUUGCUUGCGAACGACAAUCGUAUUCUUCCAGGGCCGACUGCGUUUUCAUGUACGAUAAGAUCGACAAGACCAGGAGGAACGGGCCGAGCUCCACGAUAUAUGAGCAAGCCGGAAGCAGGAAGAAGGAGAACGCUUACAGUUCGCGGAUCGAAGACGCCGACAAGAUCUACAGUCUGGGUAAGGAGGACAUUUACAUGACGAGAAGCAGCGGCAGAGACGAUCGUGGCCAGCUGAAGAGCUGCCAAGAGGACGUGUUCUUCGCGAAGAACUUGAAGAUAAACGAGCUCUACCAGUCGCAUCAGGAACAGGCCGAGGACGACGGCGGCGGCACGGCGGAUCAGCAGAGGCGGUCGAGAGACACGGAGAAGGUGCACUCCUCCGGCAAAAGAGUCAGCCGAGUAGUCACGAUGGACAAACCGCUGAAGAAGGAGCAAUCGGAUCCGGCUUGCUCGCUGAACGUACCGGAGUACAGCCGUCCUAGGAUGAGAAGACGGAGCAGAGCGGGUAGCGAGCCGCCGGUCAGCCAUUCGGAGGACGCGAACAAGAUCCUGCAGGAGAACGGGCUCAGGCGGUCGCAGAGCGACAUAGACGUGGACCGGGGGGACCUGAUGACGCGAGUCGAGCUACCCAGAAGAGGCAGUUUCCUGACCUCCGGAAGUACUCGCAGGCCCAACAAUAUCAAGGGAGGCACACCGUUAGGAUUCACGGAACUGUUCGACGAGUUCAGGAAUCAGGAGGGCUUGACCAGUGUCGACGACAUUCUCGCAGCUAUCAUAGAUCCCGAGGGUAUGUCGUUCAACGACCUGAAGCCGCUCUACAAAGAAUUCUUGUUGAAACUGGCCGCGACGUUGACGCAGGACGAGCUGUACCAGAGAUCCGCCAGUAUCAUGAGAAGACGUCGCCGGCCGCAAAGACGGCGGUCCAGCCGUCGAUCUUGCUUGUUAGGCAGGGCCAUCAAGAGAUCCGUCUCGAGGCUGAAAGGCGGCCCCACGGAGUUCACGUCCGUCAUAUUCCCGGCGAGAAGGCUGAACGACAGUUUCGGCAGCAGCUCGUCGUGCGACGUCAGGAACAACCACAGGAACAGAGUGCUGGCGAGUAGACUCGGCAGAAGGAAGUCCUGGCGGAAGAGCAAAACCGGGGCGUGUCACACGACCUCGGAAGACAGUGACACGUGUAGACGACUGAGCCGCGGUAUGGGUGCCACCGCGAACAGAAGCAGCAGCGGGUACGUGAGUUGCAGCGAGUGCAGCUACGAUUCCGAGUCGUGCACCUGCGUGUCGGCUGACAAGUGUUACUGCUCGUUGUCCAGACGAGUACCGGCUACUUCCGUACCUGAAAACACGGGGGCUGUUUGCGCCUGCGACACGGACAGCUGCUCCGAGAGUAACAAGUGUUACUGCGCGAGGAAGCCGAUCCAGCAACCGACCAUACUCGAGCAACUCAGGCAGAAAGGGAUCGUGCCUUCGGAGAGUACGCUCAGCCGAGGCGACAGUCCCGAGCGGGUCAAAGGCACGCGGAUGGCCGGUAGUCACAGCUCGUCGCACAACACCGACUUCCUCAAGAAUCGAUCAUCGCCAGCCUGCGGCAGUUCGGACAAUUUAGCUUUAGAUUACGAUCUCUUCAGUCCAGGAAGGAAGUCCCAGCAAUCGUCCGGCAGCGAGAAGGUACUUGUCGUUAGCGCCCGAGAUACUCAGGGCCGUUUGGUUUACGUCGGCGGCGCCGAGAGAGACAAGAAAUAUUCCUCCCGCGGCAGCGGGAGAUCCGGCGCCCAUCACGAGGCGCUCUCCAUAAAGAAGAGCGCGGAAAUCGCCGCAGUCUUCGGCGCCGGUGAGGGCAACCGAAUCUCCAGGAGGACCAGCAACGCGUCCAGCAUAAGAAGUUCCAUCAGCCUCGAGGCUGGCCUUGGCUACUUGCCCUGAUGAAAACCGCUUAAAUUAUCCGCAAGUACUCGAAUAUUCAAUGUUUAAUACUGUAACACGCAUAUAUAUAUAUAUAUAUAUAUAUAUGUACAUACACACACGUACACGUAUACACACUUUGCCAUUCGCGUUAUGAUUUCGGAGAAAAAGAGAUCCUUCAUGAACAUAUCGUGAUUUCGUUAGUCGUGUCUAUCGGCAUACACACAUAUGCAACUACUUACGCGUACCUGUUUUGUUCGGAUGUUAGUGUGUA
Molecule: messenger RNA, 3647 nt
Organism: Dinoponera quadriceps
Lineage: Eukaryota; Metazoa; Arthropoda; Insecta; Hymenoptera; Formicidae
Exons: 7
Coding region: 38-3394 (1118 amino acids)
Source: RefSeq, a predicted model, not a curated record